CAUUGUUCGCGGGUAGUUCCCCAGCCGCCGCUUUGUAAUCCUAUCUAUGGCUCUCUUGGCUUAGCACACUACUCCAAGCACAAGUGGUUGUCUCACUGUCCAAACCAGCUAGCCUCCAAAGGCCAAACCUAAAACCCAACAGUCUCCAACUCAAACACAGACUUAGACAUCAUCGAAAACAAGACAUAAGGGAAGAUUACCCAGAGCCACCCGCCGUCUAAUCAUCAACACAGCCCAAGGAAGAAAAAGCACAAAUAAAAAAGCUUAUUAUCUGCCUAGGUUGGGUAUCUUUCUUUUAUGCAAAAAACCAAGAGCUCAAGGUCAAGGCCAUGGACUCAAUGCCCCAUGUCUCCUUUUCCACAACAGAAGAGACCCCAUCUUCGUCAGCAGCAGCAACAGGUUCUUUACUUAUCCGAGCUCCUUUAACUGCUGAUUCUGAUUCUGAAUACGAAACCAACGGCCAUGAAACUGCCAGCUCUGUUGGUGGGAGUAGUUUAAAUAGUUUUGAGAACAACAGUGAGUUGGGGUCUGAAAGUGAGGAGUUUUUGAGUGGUGAGGAGUUUGAGACUGCUUCUGAGAAGAGAGACCCAGAUGAGGAAACCUUAGAGGAAGAGAAUGGGAUUGGUGAAAGUUACAAAAUUUAUGUGGCCAACAAAGACGAUGACAUUGAUAGCUUGGAGAAUUCAGUAGAAGAGGAGGGAGAGAGUAGUGGUGAUGUUGGUUUGGUGGGUGUUUCUAGUUCGAAGCCGGUUGUUCCUAUUGCUCAAUUGUCAAUGGAUGAUGAAGAGUUUUCUGAAGUGUUGAGUGAGGAGGAAAUAGUGACGGAAGUGGAAGAUGGAGGGUUUUCUGGUGUGGUUAAGGUUCCUGGUGCUGUUGAAAGUUCACCUAGAAUAAAGGUGGCUUUGGGCGUUGAAGAAGGAGAAGGAGAAGAGUCAUUGGAGUUGAGAAGUUCUGCUUUUGUUAACCAAUACGAGUCGUCUACUCUGGUAAAGGCAGAGAUUGAGAAUGGUGGUUCGAAAGGGAGCCAAAAAGAUGUUUUGGUGGAAAUUUCCAAAUUGGAUGAGGAUGUUGAGCAUUCUGCUGUUAAAAGCAUAGCAACGGAAAACCUGGAUGAUGAGAGCAUCGAGUCAAAACAUGGUGAUGGUCAUGAGUUAGAGAAAAAGAGUUUUAUUGUGGGCAAUGAUGCCAAUCAUUCUUCUCAACCUGUGGUGAAACCUGUUGACAAGAUUAUUGUGUCCAAUAUGAAAGAAUUGAAAGUUGAGGAAACAGGGGCAGAGGCAGGAGAAAUAAUGAGUUGCCAAGGUAAUGAACGGAGCCAUGUUGAUGUUAUUGAAAGUGGUGCUGUUGAUCAAGGUAGUGAAAGCAAGAAACUGGAGAAUAGAAUUGUUUUGGGAGCUGAGUUGUAUGAGCUUUUAGCUGCGAACAGAGAUGAAUCUAAUGACCAUGAUAUUAUGAUUGCAAAUACUGGGAAUGUUGGCUUGUUGAAAACAACUGAAGGGGAGCAAAUAGGAGACGAAUUGAUGAGUGAUACCAACACCUUUAAAUUUGCAGCUUCAAUAUCAAAUUUAGACCACAAAGUUAAACCAGAAGCAGAAGAUAUAGCUAAGCACCUCUCAGAAAAAGUUCUACGCUCUGAUGAAGAUGUUGUGCAACUGAUAUUUGGAAGCUCUGAAACAACCAAACAUGUAACAAAAGAAGUAGAGCAAGGAUUAACGUCCACUUCUCCUUUGAAGGUAGAUUUGGAGGAGGAAUUAGAAACAUCAAGUCAGCAGAUUGUCAUGGACUCAGAUGAAGAAGUGGAAACAGAGAAGGAGCAUGAACUAAAGGAACUAUUCAAUUCUGCUGCAUUGGCUGCUCUUCUGAAAACAGCAACAGGUGCUGAAUCAGAUGGUGGUGGCCUCACAAUCACUUCUAAUGGUGGUUCUAGAGUAUUCUCUCUCGAGCACCCUGCUCAUUCAGGUUCCUCGUUGCAUUCUUCAAAAGUUGAUCCACCAUCAAAUAUGGCUAAUGUCGUCUCAAAGGACAGUAUAAGUGGUGAAGAAAAGAAGAGAUUUGAGAAGUUACAACUCAUAAGAGUGAAAUUCUUGAGACUGGUAGAGAGACUAGGCCAUUCUCCCACUGAUCCCAUGGUUGCACAGGUCCUGUACAGGCUGGCCCUAGCUUUGGGUAGUCUUUUCAAUCAAGAAUUCACCCUUGAAUCUGCCAAGAGAGCAGCUAUGCAGCUUGAAGCAGAAGGUAAAGAUGACUUAGAUUUUUCUUUGAAUAUUGUGGUUCUCGGAAAAACUGGAGUGGGAAAGAGUGCAAGCAUUAAUUCCAUUUUAUGUGAGCAAAAAUCUGGAACUGAUGCUUUUGAAGCAGCCACAUCUGCUGUGAAGGAGAUUGUCGGAACAGUAGAUGGAGUUAAGAUCAGAAUUUUUGAUACACCUGGUCUUAGAUCUCCUGUGACAGGAGAAGCUACUAAUCGCAAACUAUUAGCAUCUGUAAAGAGGUUUGUAAGGAAGUUCCCACCAGAUGUUGUCCUCUAUGUUGAUCGUUUAGACACACAUGACAGAGAUCUUACUGAUUUGCUAUUACUAAAGUCACUAACUGAUUCUCUCGGUUCUUCAAUAUGGCAAAAUGCCAUUGUAACUCUUACUCAUGCUGCAUCUGCCUCCCCAGAUGGACCAUUAGGGGAACCCCUAAGUUAUGAAGUCUUUGUUGCUCAAAGGUCCCAUGUGGUUCAUCGAGCAAUCAGCCAAGCAGUUGGUGAUAUGCGUCUAAUGAAUCCAAGUAUGAUGCAUCCUGUGGCUCUUGUCGAGAACCAUCCAUCAUGUCAGAGAGACAGAAAUGGAGAAAGUUUGCUUCCCAAUGGGCAAAGGUGGAGGUCACAGUUGCUACUCUUGUGCUAUUCAGUGAAGAUUUUAUCUGAAGCAAGUUCUUUGUCAAAACCUCAAGCUCCUUUUGAUCACCGGAAGCUUUUUGGCAUCCGACUUCGUUCUCCUCCUCUACCCUACUUGCUCUCUUCUCUAUUGCAAUCUCGUUCUCAUUUAAAACUACCUACCAAUCAGGGUGGUGAUGAUCUUGACUUGGAUAUUGAGUUGGGAGACUCAACAAAUUCUGAUGAAGAAGAUUAUGAUGAAUAUGACCAGCUCCCACCAUUUAAGCCUCUAAGGAAAUCUCAGGUUAAAAAACUUAGCAAGGAGCAGAGAAAGGCUUAUUGUGAGGAGUAUGAUUAUCGUGUGAAGCUGCUUCAAAAGAAACAAUGGAGAGAGGAGGUUAAAAGAAUGAGGGAAAUUAAGAAGAAAGGGAAAGAUGGUGAUAAUAAUUUUGGUUAUGUUGGAGAUGAUGGAGACAUUGAAGAAGGGGAUAAUCCGGCAACUGUACCAGUACCUUUGCCCGACAUGGUCCUCCCUCCUUCCUUUGAUGGAGACAACCCUACUUACCGGUACCGGUUUCUGGAUUCUACAUCUGAGCUUCUUAUGAGGCCAGUUUUGGACUCACAGGUUUGGGAUCAUGAUAUUGGGUACGAUGGUGUUAGCCUUGAAAGAAGUCUUGUCAUAGCCGGUUGUUUUCCUGGGGCAAUUGCUGGUCAAAUUUCAAAGGAUAAAAAAGAGUUCAGUAUCCAUUUGGAUUCCUCAGUUUGUGCAAAACAUGGAGAGAAUAAAUCUACAAUGGCAGGAUUCGAUAUCCAAACUGUUGGAAAACAGCUUGCUUACAUCUUCAGGGGCGAAACAAAAUUCAGAAAUUUCAAAAUAAACCAAACAACUGCUGGUUUAUCAGUUACUUUCUUAGGUGAAAAUGCAGCUGCCGGACUUAAGAUUGAGGAUCAGAUUGCAGUCAGAAAGCGCCUGGUUUUGGCUGGAAGUGCUGGGGCUAUGAAAUCUCAAGGUGAAACAGCAUAUGGAGCCAACAUGGAAAUCCGCCUAAAGGGUAAGGAUUUUCCUCUAGAGCAGAACCAGACCACAUUGGGACUGUCUUUGGUGAAGUGGAGGCGUGACCUGGGUCUAAUGGCCAACCUACAGUCUCAGUUCUCUAUUGGACGUAGUUCAUCAAUGGCUGUCCGUGUGGGGUUGAACAACAAGCGGAGUGGGCAGAUCACUCUCAAAGUAAGCAGCUCAGAGCAAUUACAGAUAGCACUUGCUUCCGUUCUUCCGAUUGCAGCCACCAUCUUCAGGAUGAUCUAUCCUGGCUCUGAUAGAUCCUGGCUCUGAAUUUUUGUUUACCAUAGCAAUUCUAAUUCAUUUUAGCUACCUAGUAGGUUUUCUGAACUUAACACUUCAAUGAAGCAGAACCUACUCUUUAGAUGGUUAUGAGCCAGCUUGUUCAUUGUAUAAAAUAAAUUACUAUUUCUCUACCGCAGCUGGCCAAAUGAAUGCAGUUUGAUGAGCCUGCGACAGUUUCCAAAUCCCUGCUCAUCCAUAAUUUCAACUUCUGGUCGGUUUGCCA
Theobroma cacao (cacao) is the source of this 4425-nucleotide messenger RNA. Its product is annotated as P-loop containing nucleoside triphosphate hydrolases superfamily protein. NCBI's taxonomy places the organism in Eukaryota, Viridiplantae, Streptophyta, Magnoliopsida, Malvales, Malvaceae. Gene Ontology annotation, biological process: protein targeting to chloroplast. The record is from RefSeq and is a predicted model, not a curated record. Gene Ontology annotation, cellular component: chloroplast outer membrane. Gene Ontology annotation, molecular function: GTPase activity; GTP binding.